AUGAAUGGAAUUAAACCUAAUGGUGAUACUGAGGCUAUUGAAUAUAGUAUUGGUUCAUGGAGAAUAGUACUUCUAUCAGAUUUACCAGAAUUAGAAGAAAUGGUUAAUAACGUUUCCCGCAAAGUCUUUGGUCCAUUUGAUAUCACAUUAAUGAUUUUUAAAAACGUCACUCAAAAUAACACAUUGUUUAUCCAUCUUUUGCUAUUCCAAAAUUUUGAGUACAUGGCAUAUUUUUCUUUAUUACUUCAGACAGUAUACUCUCAACUUCCAGAAAUUUCAUAUAUUUUUCUGGUAAAGCCACCAAAUACAGAGUUAUGUGCAGAAUUGUGUUUGCCAUUUCAUACUUUACGUGGAAAAAUUAGCAAUUUGGAAUCUGAGAAUCCAGAAAUUUUGUACCAUUCUAAAGAUUUUAUUAUAAAAAAAACGCAUUUACGCCUUGCUGAAGAAAGUGACAAUGAUGACCUCAGGCAAAAUUUAGGAAAAAAAUUACAUUUCAUGGAUAAAUAUUAUGGUGAAUACUGUUUAGCAGAAUUAUUUGGAUACCCAGGAAAUAAUCGAGUCAACUUAGUACCAAUUGUAAGAAAAAUUAUGUCAAAACUAACGUACUAA
Daktulosphaira vitifoliae (grape phylloxera) is the source of this 609-nucleotide messenger RNA. RefSeq names its product cilia- and flagella-associated protein 61-like. The transcript is spliced from 5 exons. The record is from RefSeq and is a predicted model, not a curated record. The coding region runs from base 1 to 609 and encodes 202 amino acids. NCBI's taxonomy places the organism in Eukaryota, Metazoa, Arthropoda, Insecta, Hemiptera, Phylloxeridae.